AUCCUCAUACAAUAUAUACUUUCUUUCUAUCUCUGUUUUAACUAUCUGUGCGCAAUUUCCAAUUAUGGUUAUCUUCACCUCGGACACGAUUGAAUUAGUUUAACCUCUUUCGCUGUAAAGCUAAGUGAGAUGUCUGACUGAAACGAUGGCUGUUUUGGAUUUAAUCGAUCUUAAACUCGUUGAGUUUACAUAUUUUAUAACGUUUUGUGUUUUAAUUUAUUCUGUGGUUAGUGCAUCGGUUUAUGCAUACUUAAUAUGUGUGUUUUUCCUUUACAUAUGCUUGAAAGUUAUUCGUAAGAAAUCUACCGGAACAAUAGAAAAUAAACACCAGGGCAUUUUUAUCACAGGAUGCGAUACAGGGUUUGGACAUGAUCUCGCUAGGCGACUUGACAGUCUCCAGUUUACUGUAUUCGCUGGAUGUCUGCACCCAGAAGGUGAGGGGGCGAGGAAACUGAAAGCAGCGUCUUCAAAGCGUUUACAUGUGGUUUCACUGGAUGUUGGGUCCGAUGAAAGCGUGGAAGCAGCCCAUGAUUAUGUGGUGAAACAUCUGCCGGAAAGCGGAUUGUGGGCUAUUGUGAGUAACGCUGGUUUCAACGUAAUGGGCGAUGUUGAAUUAUGUACGGUCAACUUGUACAAAAAGAUUAUGAAUGUGAAUUAUUUCGGUGCUAUACGGACGAUUAGAAAUUUCAUGUACCUGGUUCGUAAAAAUAAAGGAAGAGCUGUGAUUGUGUCAAGUGUGAAGGGUCGGUUUCCAUUUCCUGCAGACUCGGCUUAUCAUGUAACGAAGCAUGGACUGGAGACUAUGGCGGACAGUCUUCGUCUGGAGAUGCUUAAGUUUGGUGUGCAGGUGUCCAUUAUCGAACCUGGAGCUUUCGGCACAGCUACUGCAUGUCAAAACGAACAUGUUUUCAAAAGAUACAGAGAGGAGGCGGACGAAAUGUGGCAAGCAGCGUCUGAGGACGUUCGUAAAACAUACGGCAGGAAAUACAUCGACGCUGAAAUUGCCAAACAGGAAAGUGGGCUUAGUGGGAGCGCAACCACAACAAAACCAGUUAUAGACGCAUUAGAAGACGCUAUUGUUAGUACACGUCCCCAUACGCGUUAUCUGAUAGAUGGCGGAGGAUGGUUUGACCCGCACACUACUUUGGCGCGUUACUAUGACUACCUGCCAACUUGGUUUUCUGACUGGAUCAUUAUACAAUGGACAGGUUGUGACAAGUUUCCGGACUAUAAAAAGUUAAAAUUGGAAUGAAUCUUGCAUAAAAUGUCUUUUUUUUCACUUCAUUACUCUUACGUAAUUGAAAUGUCGUACACAAUACAAUGAUUACUGGGG
This is a messenger RNA of Mercenaria mercenaria, 1333 nucleotides long. Its product is annotated as D-beta-hydroxybutyrate dehydrogenase, mitochondrial-like. The coding region runs from base 146 to 1252 and encodes 368 amino acids. The record is from RefSeq and is a predicted model, not a curated record. The transcript has 6 exons. Lineage: Eukaryota; Metazoa; Mollusca; Bivalvia; Venerida; Veneridae.